AGUUCGGUUUUUCGAGUGCGCAUGCGCGUCACGAACUGGAACGUCAAAUACAAGAAGAUCGAAUGAUAUCAAUGUGUUAUGAUAUUGUAAUAUGUAAAAUAUGUUUCAAACAAAAAUAUGCGUAUAUCUCCAUACAUAGUUUUCAGACUAAUCCAGUUAGUGCUCAGCAUCUGAGUAGUGACAUCAUUGUGUUAGAUAUAGCGGUGUAAAUUCGUGCUCACACGACAAAUGUCUAUAUGCAUGUGACAUGUCACGCAUUCUCAAAUGUCUUCUCCCAAAACCACUGAAUAUUCGGGCAAUUAUCAACGGUUUAACGAUGAUGCAAACAUAUCACUCGAGCAAGACAUUUCACAUCGAACAUGUCAAAAAUAUGGAUCUAUAUUAUCAUAUCCUUCUGCAGAAAAUCAUGUAAACUCCUCCACUGAAAAUGUAAGAACAUCUGAUCAAAUCAUUCAUAAAUUUGAAACAGAUGAUGUACAUAGAGAAAACAUGUCUGAAAAUGCAGUACUUUCGUCACAUGAUUCAAUCACAGAUCAUGAUUUGCAUUGGGAAAUGAAUUAUCAUGAAGCUGCAAUAUUUUUAGAGGAAGGUAAAAAUAAUGAAAAGUUUGAUUCGCACCCAAAGCAUCCGGAAGAUUUACCAGCUUAUCUCUUAGUUCAUAAUAAUUGGUAUUAUGGAUUAGAUCUAUUAACUUCUCUUAUACUUUUGGCUUUAGCUGUUGUAGAAGAGCCAGCUGUAUCAAUGUUUGGUAUACCAGUGUGGGCGCAUGGAUCUAUAGAACUUUUUGCUUUGAUAAUUAUAGGUAUAGAAUUAGCUUUGAAACUAAGAUGGAUUGGCUGGUCAACAAUGUUAAAACACAAGCGAACAAUGCUGAAGUGUAUCACAUUAGUCAUCAUGUUUUUAGAAGCGAUGACAGUACUAGUACGACAAUCAUCGCAUUUCCGUGUAACACGUGCUCUAAGGCCCAUUUUUUUAGUAGAUACAAAAUGUUUUGGAGGCGUUAGAAGAUUUAUCAGACAAAUACUUUUGACAUUGCCACCAAUUCUGGAUAUGUUAGGCUUGCUUUUAUUUUUUAUAACACUGUAUACUGUAUUGGGUUACUAUAUGUUUUCUGAAAUGAAUAGAAAUUUUUGUACACUACAAGACAGUUUUGUGAGUCUCUUUGUUCUUCUUACUACUGCUAAUUUUCCAGAUGUAAUGAUGCCAUCAUAUUCAAGAAACAAAUGGUAUGCGAUAUAUUUUGUAUCUUAUUUGUCUACAAUGUUGUACGUAAUGAUGAAUUUGAUGUUGGCGGUGGUUAACGAAACAUUUACAGCAGCUGAACGUGAUAAAUUUAAAAAAUUGUUUUUACAUAAAAGGAAAGCAUGUCAACAUGCCUUUAAGUUAUUAGUUUCGAAACAAAAUCCGGAUAAAAUGCGAUUUCGCCAAUUUGAAGGAUUAAUGCGAUACUAUGCUCCAAAUAAAAACAUAAGAGACAUUGUUCUAAUGUAUCAACAUUUAAAUGCUUCUGGAAGUGGAGUUCUAAGUGUUGAAGAGUUUUUAAACAUUUAUGAUACUAUUAUACUUCAAUGGGAACUACAAUACUCUACUGUGCCUUGGUAUCACAGUACAUCACAACCUUUGCAGAUUCUAUGCACAGGAGCACAUGCAGCUAUUAGAUGGCCAUAUUUUGAAAGCUUAAUGUAUAUAACAAUCAUUGCAAAUGGUAUUGCUAUGAUAAUAAGAAUAUUACAGCCAGGUGAUAAUGUUCAUAGUACAAUUCUAUUUGCUGCAUCUUGGGAUACUUUUCUUUUCGGAGGAAUAUUCGUCACUGAAGCACUAAUAAAAGUAUUAGGACUUGGUACAAGACGAUACCUGAGUUCCGGAUGGAAUCUUUUCGAUUUAGGGACAUCUAUAAUGACACUUGUUGCAGCUUGUAUUUUAUCUCUUUUUCCUACGGCUACAUUUUUUGUUCUAUUUAGACCACUUCGACUGCUAAGAUUGUUUAAAAUGAAAAAAAGAUACCGAGACGUAUUUGGCACACUUGUGAUUUUAACUCCCUUGAUGUCUUCCACUGCAGUAGUCAUGCUUGUUUUAUAUUAUUUUUUUGCAAUCAUUGGGAUGGAAUUGUUUGCAGGAUAUAAUAUGCGAAAUUGUUGCAAAAAUACAACAGUUGAAGACUUUUACAAAUACUCUGCCAAUGAAAGUACCGCACUAGGAUAUUAUUACCUUAAUACUUUUGACAACCUUAUAGCCAGUGGAAUGACCCUUUUUGAGUUAACGGUUGUUAAUAAUUGGUUUAUUUUAAUGAACGCAUAUGCAUUUACUGUUGGAAUGUAUACACGAAUAUAUUUUAUGAUAUUUUAUUUGGUGACAAUGAUUGUUUUAACUAUCGUGGUAUCCAGUUUCUUAGAGGCCUUUCGAUUUAGAAUACAUUAUAAAAAAUCAACAUCUAAACGUGAUGAGGAAAAGAUGCUACAUGAAGAAGUGGAACUAAAAUGGGACGAAUUGCAAUAUAUAGUAGAAGAUUUUCAACUUUUGGAAAAAUUGCGACCUUCGCUGAUAGUUGGUGGAACUACUGUUUUUAUUGGCUCGCGUCCUCGAACCAGAGAAGUUUUGCAAAGAAAAAUGUAUACGAAUGAAAUUACCGAAUGGAUUAUAGAGGCUAAACAAGCAGAAAGGCAGUUUUUAUCAAAUGCUACUCAUAGUUUAGAAGAAAAUUAUAGAGAGGAAGCAAUUUCUGAAACAGAUCAUGUAGGAUUAACAGACAAUUUGCGACAAACACAUCGUAAUACAUCAAAUGUUGUAUAAUUGUAGUAAUAAAUUAAAUUUCAUUGUAUCUAUUCACAAUAUAGAAGUAUUGAAAGAUUGUAAUAUACAAAUUUACAAAGUAA
Bombus pascuorum is the source of this 2873-nucleotide messenger RNA. It is a transcript of the gene Tpcn1, whose product is annotated as two pore calcium channel protein 1-like. Gene Ontology annotation, biological process: monoatomic ion transport; transmembrane transport. The record is from RefSeq and is a predicted model, not a curated record. Bases 265 to 2790 code for a protein of 841 amino acids. The transcript is spliced from 12 exons. Gene Ontology annotation, cellular component: endosome membrane; lysosomal membrane. Gene Ontology annotation, molecular function: voltage-gated channel activity; monoatomic ion channel activity. Lineage: Eukaryota; Metazoa; Arthropoda; Insecta; Hymenoptera; Apidae.